AUGGGUUGUAAAAAAUCAAAACAACAGGUUAAUUAUCGCCAAUAUAAGACUGAAAAUCCCACUGUUUUCGAAGAUUUAAGUAAUGAAGUUAUAUACGAAUUAUUUGAUUAUCUUUCAUAUUAUGAUAUUACCUGUGCUUUUGGUAAGUUGAAUGAACGUUUACAACAUCUUAUAGAUACUUAUUCACAUUAUGUAAAUCUUCAACAACAUACAAAAGCUGAUACACAAAUAUUUCCUCAAUUUCAUGUCUUUCUUCGGUUUAUAAUUUAA
Molecule: messenger RNA, 270 nt
Organism: Adineta steineri
Lineage: Eukaryota; Metazoa; Rotifera; Eurotatoria; Adinetida; Adinetidae
Source: the annotation of a GenBank genome assembly